AUCCUCAACAACAUCAUGAAUGACCCAGCCUGCAAGGGAACCGUGGAUAGAAAUGUGACUCCACCGGUCUUGAGGUUUGAAUUACCCCUCAACACGACCAAUUCUUGUGGCAGCCUCUUCAGGACAACCAGCGCUCCAGGCACAGGGAUAUUUUCUGACUUCUCCAACAUCCAGACAGUCAACAUCAGCGGUGUGGUCCGAUCAUAUGAUCCCACCACAGGGACAGUCACUUACAACACUGAGUUGAAGUAUUUUUACUCCUGUGCCUAUCCCCUAGAGUACCUGAUCAACAACACCCUAAUUGAUGUGUCAGCAUCCUCCAUUGCAGUGAAGGACAAUAAUGGUAGUUUCAUCAGCACUUUGAGACUUGAACUCUUCAGUGAUGUCAACUACACUACUCCCAUGGUCAUUCCAAGACUGGGUCUUGAGCUGAGAACCAAAGUCUAUGCGCAAGUCAAGGCCACCAACCUGACCACCCAGUACAAUGUGCUCCUGGACCGAUGCUACGCCUCCAUUUCUCCUCUACCCACUAACUCCACUUUCUUCAACCUGUUUGUCCCUUGCAACAAGGAACAGAUGACCACCAUGCAUGAGAACGGGAAUAGUCAUAAUGCCCGCUUCUCCUUCCCGGCCUUCCGCUUCAUCGAGCAGCAGAAUGAGACCGUGUCCACCUACUUCCUCCACUGCAUCACCCGUCUCUGUGAGAAGAGCAGCUGCAGUAGCUUCAUGCAAUGUAACAGCAGGAGGAGAAGGGGUGUUGUUCCUGCUACCGAAGAUGGAGUGACAGAGUACAAAACCCUCACCUCCCCUCCCAUUACCACUAAAGCAGAGAGCAUUGUAGCUUCAAAAGAACAACUCAUGGGCAGCAACAACUCUAACUCCACUUCAGGUCUUGCGGUGACAGUGGGCUUCCUGGCCUUCGCCUGCAUCAUCGCCAUUGUGAUAGCAGCGGUCUUCUACAAGAGGCUCAACCAUUAAAGGGGAGACUGCUCUGCUUGCACCAGCUCACAGUAGUGCUUCCGUCUGCUUGUCUCACAACUCCGGUGGAGGACUGACUUAUUCAGAUUUGUUUACUUUUGGCCAAGAGCAGAAACUUUGUUUUGUAGAUGUACUUUAGAAUAAUAUCUGCCAGACAUCAGCAAUUAUUUUGUGUACAUACACUGUAAAUAAAUCCUGUUGUUUUUAUGGUAACUUACUGGCAGUCAGUUUACAGUAAUGUACUUUUAAACCAAAGUUUCUUUGGAGUUUACUGUACCAUACUGUACCUUUUUUUACAGUAACUUACAGGUAACUAGCAAAAACAUCAGGAUAUUUUUUUUACAGUGUACUUAAAACAUUU
Salvelinus fontinalis (brook trout) is the source of this 1339-nucleotide messenger RNA. Its product is annotated as zona pellucida-like domain-containing protein 1. The record is from RefSeq and is a predicted model, not a curated record. Gene Ontology annotation, cellular component: cell surface. The transcript has a single exon. Bases 16 to 978 code for a protein of 320 amino acids. Lineage: Eukaryota; Metazoa; Chordata; Actinopteri; Salmoniformes; Salmonidae.